Messenger RNA from Drosophila arizonae, 1111 nucleotides. Its product is annotated as purine nucleoside phosphorylase. Gene Ontology annotation, biological process: nucleoside metabolic process. Gene Ontology annotation, molecular function: S-methyl-5-thioadenosine phosphorylase activity. Gene Ontology annotation, cellular component: cytosol. The record is from RefSeq and is a predicted model, not a curated record. NCBI's taxonomy places the organism in Eukaryota, Metazoa, Arthropoda, Insecta, Diptera, Drosophilidae.
AAUAAAAAUAAAAACUAUUUUGGGAAACUUCAAAAUUAAACCAAAAUUACCAUGGAAGAAGGUGGCGAAAAGGUAAAAUCUAAAGAGGGAAAAAAAGCUGAGAAACCUGCUACCGAAUUACCUGCUGCAGAAAAAGAGGAGAUUAAAAUAGGGAUUAUUGGAGAGUCUGGGCUCGAUACACCAAUUGUGCUAAAGGAUAGGCAGGAAUGUGCUGUCUGCACACCAUUCGGAAAGCCUUCCGAUAUUAUCAUUGAAGGGAAAAUUGAAAACUGCAACUGUGCGCUGCUAUCGCGAAAUGGACGUCUUCAUGAUAUAAUGCCAACUAAUAUUAAUUACAGAGCUAAUAUUUGGGCAAUGCGUAAAUUGGGAUGCACACAUAUCCUGGUAACACACACCGUCAGCUCGUUGCGUGAGCAUAUUCAGUGUGGCGACAUUGUCGUGCCACACGAUUUCAUUGAUAGCACAACGAAACGUAGUCAAACAUUCUAUGAUGGAGCUGUUGGAAGCCCAUUUGGCGUUUGCCAUCUGCCCAUGUUUCCUGCAUUUUGUGAACGGACACGUUUACACAUAAUUAACGCAGCCAGCGGACUGCGAUACCCCGUACAUUCAAAAGGAACGGUGUUGACCCUGGAAGGGCCACGUUACUCGACGGUUACGGAAAACAACCUGUACCGCAACAUGGGAGCAGAUAUCUUGAGCAUGACCCUCUGCCCAGAAGCCGCAUUAGCCAAGGAAGCCGGUAUUCUAUACGCGUCCCUCAGUUUUGUGACCAACAAAGAGUGCUGGUGCACGAAUCAGCCAAUUGCAACAACUCACGAGAUAAUAUAUACGUACAAAAAGCAUGUCGAUAAGGUUCAGCGAGUGUUAAUUAGAGCCAUUGAAAGCAUUGCUAAGGAGGACUGGACCGAAGACAUAUUAAAAGCGAAGAUUUUGGUAUGCAGCAAUUUCUCUAACCGCAACGAAUUGUUUUAAACAUAUUGAAUAUAACAAUUUCAUUCAACAUUUCGUUGCCAUUGUGCCGGUAAAAUUCCUCAACUAAAUCUUUUGUUUCGAUUGUGGUAUAUCUAAAUUUAUUUUUGGUGUUUAACUUAUCAUGCUUUAAAUAUUAUUU